This is a messenger RNA of Pygocentrus nattereri (red-bellied piranha), 9114 nucleotides long. RefSeq names its product interferon-induced very large GTPase 1-like. Gene Ontology annotation, molecular function: GTP binding. Bases 131 to 5041 code for a protein of 1636 amino acids. Lineage: Eukaryota; Metazoa; Chordata; Actinopteri; Characiformes; Serrasalmidae. The transcript is spliced from 4 exons. The record is from RefSeq and is a predicted model, not a curated record.
CUGAAGAGAAGUAGUAGCAUCUACAGAAAUAACUCGUCAUCGACACCUAUAGAUGUUUAAGUUAUAGAUUGUGUUGUAUUUAUCUCGGAUUACACUGGAUUGGCCAGCAGUCUGAGUGGGGAUUUUCAGCAUGUCUGGACGGAAGAUGGAUGCUCAGUCUCCAGGUCGCAACACUGCUGAACGGACCAGCGUUACAGCUCAGGAAAGAGGAACGGCUGUUGUUCCCGUGAUCGAUAGAAAUAAUAUUCAAGGCCCUUUGACAGUGAACAUAAACCACAUAUAUAGAGAUGACAGAAGUACAGGGGCUGCUGGCCAGGAUGGUGUAGGUAUGAAGUCAGCAGAUGGGACACAAAAGAAAGAUUCAAGUAUCAAAAUUCCAGACUUCAUCUACAGGCUGCAUUUAAGUAAUUUCUAUCCCAGUAAACUGACAACUGCAAAUGCCUUCAAUAUAAGCAGGACUUCAUUUUUAAAAGAAGAGCCCCAGUCAGAAAAGAAGCCACUGAAAGUGGAGGACUUGGCCUUUGUGUACCUACAUAAAUUGCUCACACUUGAUUACAGAGCCAGGUCCUUAACCAUUCAUAAUGAAUGUGUCACCACUAAAACAGGGAAAAGAUCUGCUGAAAACAAAGAUUUUUAUUCUUUUCUGAAUGAUGAGUGUGAGUAUACUGAUAAUGAAGAUGGAAACACACAGAUUCACCCAAUGGACGUCCAGAUGGCAGUUUUCUACUGUGCUGACAGUUUCCUGAGGCAGAACAUGGUGACUAAACUCUCCUCCUGCCAAUACGCUCUGCCUCUGCUUGUGCCCAGUCCUACAUCUACAGACAUUGAACUCCCUCUCUGGACCUUUCGGCAGAUCAAGAAGAUCUGGAAGUCAGUUGGUGGUCUCAGCACAUCAUUGCCAGUCUGUCAGAUUAAAGCUCCAAUGGUGUUUUUCUGCAGGCUGGGCUCUGUUUCCACUUCCAAAUCCGAGCUGCUCAAUUCUGUGAUUAACCCAAAGCAUGACACCUUCUUCCACAGAGACAGUCCAGGCAGCAGCAGGAGCCGCCUGUUCAUGGAGGGGCUGGUGGAGAUUGCCUGGUACUGUCCUGCAGGGAACACUGAUGACCUUUUUAGUGAAUGCAUUGCAUUCUGCAAUCUUCAUGGUGAUGCUGUAAAGAACAGAAAACAAACUAACUUUCUGAGUGAACAAGCAACAGUCAAUGUUGUCCUGAUGGAAAACACAAAGAAGCAUAACGACAAAGACAGAGAGAUGGUACAGAAGCUCCAUAAUUUGUCAAAGCCUUUGAUCUGUCUUAUGAGUGAACAGAAAGGUACAAACACAAUGGGAAAUGGAUAUAACAUAAAAUAUAAAAUAGGACUCAGAGACAGAAACCAGGCGGAGUUACAUGAAGAACUGAUAUCAGUAAUCAGUACCUGUUUGCAGAAAUGUAAUUCAGCUCCCACUUUCAGUCUUGAGGCAAGCACAGAACUGGCUAAAAGUUAUGGAUUCAGAGUUGAUGAAGACAGUCAGGAAUGCCAGGCAGGAAAGACUGGAGCUCUGGAGGUCAUAAAGCUGCUGAAAGGAGGAGACAUCUCCCGAAUCAAGGCCAAGUUCCUGCCAUGUCAGGGGAAACUGUGGCAGGAUUGGAGCAGGAAGAACAAAGAACAGUAUAGAUUGUAUGGAGAUGUAGAACAGACCAAGAGCAAAAUACAGGACCACAUGAAAUCAAUACGGAAUCAACAAAGGAGGACUUCACUAGACUUAAUGAAAGCUGUUUGUAAAAAUUUAACCUUCAAACAGAUUUCAGAGAAAAUGUACUUUGUGAGAUGGCUUGGAGUCUACCUAGACGUCUCAUUUUUAGAGAAGCUUUCAGAAGUUACUCAGCAAUAUUACAAACAGUUGUCAGACCUGCAAAUUUUGAAACAAAAACGAGAAAUAACUGAUGAGUUCAGAAAAAAGCAGGAAGAACUUAUACAAUUAUCAGAGAAGGUGGAUGCAGUGACGUUUGGUCUGGAGCACAUAGUGAGAGAAAUGGGUCAGAUUUAUGAGGCCUGGGCUGAAACUCCUGACAGAAUGACAGCAGAGGUUUCUAUUCUCCCUGUUCUGGCUGCAGACCUCCUGAUCUCUGGACAUCCACUGGAGCUGAUGGAUGGAGAUGCUGCUCAUGUCCCUCUGACCUGGAUACAGUCUGUUCUUGACAAGGUCACUGAGAGACUGGGAGACCAGAGAGUGUUCGUGCUGUCUGUUCUGGGUCUGCAGAGCUCAGGAAAGUCCACCAUGCUGAAUGCCAUGUUUGGGCUGCAGUUUGCUGUGAGUGCUGGCAGGUGCACAAGGGGAGCUUUCAUGCAGCUGAUCAGAGUGAAAGAAGAGGUUAAAGACCAGCUGAAGUUUGACUACCUGCUUGUGGUCGACACAGAGGGGCUUCAGUCUUUACAACUGGUGAGCAAACAGUCAGGACUCACUCAUGACAAUGAACUGGCCACUUUCGUCACUGGUCUUGCAGAUCUGACUCUGAUCAACAUCUUUGGGGAAAAUCCAGCAGAAAUGAAGGACAUCAUUCAAAUUGUAGUCCAGGCAUUUCUAAGAAUGAAAAAAGUAAAACUCGCUCCCAGCUGCAUGUUUGUUCACCAGAACGUUGCAGAUAUCAGUGCUGGAGAGAAGAACAUGGAGGGAAGAAGUCAACUGCAGAAACAACUGGAUGAAAUGACUCAUUUGGCUGCAACUCAAGAAGUGUGCAGUGCAGAGUUUUUUACUGAUGUGAUCAAAUUCAACAUACAGACAGAUGUGCAUUACUUUGCCCAGCUGUGGGAGGGAAACCCCCCCAUGGCUCCACUAAACCCACGUUACAGUGAAAAUAUUGAAAAUCUCAAACAGGCCAUUCUCAAAACUGCAGCAGGAAAGAAAUGUCUAAAACUCUCAGAGCUCAAAGUCCGUAUUAAAGACCUGUGGAGUGCAGUGCUGAAUGAAGACUUUGUGUUCAGCUUCAAGAACACUCUAGAAAUAUCAGUGUACAGGAGACUGGAGGUCAUGUAUGGCAACUGGACAUGGGAGCUCAGGGAAAGCAUGCUUUUUAUUGAGAAAAAACUGCACAACUGGGUUGAAAAUGGAAAAGUUGUUGCUAUUAAUCAAAGACGGAUUCAUGAAGAAAUCAGCGGUACUUUCUGUGCUGUGAAAAAUAAGACGGAAAAAUUCUUCGCUGAAGAUAAAGAUGCUGAGAUCCUUUCACAGUGGAAAGCAAGAACAGAGCAGAGAAUUAAAGCCGUACAUGAUAGUCUCGUUGAAGCGGCUGCAAGAAAAAUGGAUGAACUUAUUAAAUUAAAGAAAGCAUGUAAAAAGCUAGACGAGAAGAAAACCCAGUAUGAGAAUGACCUGUUCAACAGGAGUAAAGAUUUGGCUUCUACACUGGAAGAUAUGGACAUGAAUGAGAGGAGCCUUUGCAGAGAGUUUGACUCAAUGUGGGGAAAAUGGCUUUCAGAUUUGAGGGCAGAAACGCCUCCAAUUAAAGACGUCAAAGUAGAGCAAGAAGUGAUGAACAUACUGAGUUCAUAUUUUGAGCGUCGCACCAUUUAUUCCAACAGAGACAGUGGACAUUACAAAUGGAUUUAUAACAGAAGAGAUUAUUCUGACUAUGUCACAGUGAAGAAAGGCACGUUUGGCAUUUCAUAUUAUAGUUUGGACACCAAAGAUCAUGACUCAGUCAGAAAGCUAGUGCAGCAGACAGUGAGAGAAGCCAAGGAGAUCAUUAGAACUAAACCAGUGCACAAAACAGGCUACAGUGACGCUUACACACAGGAGAUUGUGAACUGUGUGAAGAAGAGAGUGGCAGAGUUUAAAGCUGAGAAAUUCACCCUGAAGAAUGAAUUCACAGUGGAUUUGUCUCUGUAUGUCUGUGACAUUGCAGUAAGAAGGUUCACUGAUCUUCACAAGGUCUUCAGAGACGCUAAUGAUCCUGUGAUUUACCUGGGAAGUAAGAAAGGAGAUUUUUUCUCCAUCUUCAAGAAGCAAUGUGAAGGAGUAUCAGCCACCGUGGUGUUUGCAGACUUUGUCUGUAACAAACUCAAGCCGUCUAUCCUGCAAUCUGUCUAUGAUCAAACUGCCAUUGAUGCAGCUGGAGAAAUGAGGGCAAACUUCCCAGCAUUCAAUGGAAACAGGUCAAACCUGGAAAAACACAUCCUGCUGGAUCUGGCAGAAGCUGAAAGCUUUGAGAGAUUCAUGACCUACAUCGAGGAUCCAAAGAAACACUUUUCAGAUUUUAUUGAAACAGAGUUCAAAGAGCAAAUGCUGGAAGGCAGAAACCCCAGAAUAUUGAAAAUUCUAAGGGAUGCUGCAAACAUGAAGCAUUCCAGUGUUUCCACAGCCAUCCAGAAGGCCACAGAGGAAACUAAACGCAAAAAAGAUGUGCAUGAGUGGCUGAAGAGGUUUUCACAGGAGCUCGAAGGUGAAGUGAUAUUUACUGUGAAUGAUGUUGAAGGAGCUCAUUACCAAGAAAACACUGAGACAGACUUUUUUGGUGAAGUGAUGAAUGAAACCCUCCACAGUGUUUUUAAUGAGAUGACCAGCAGCUUUGACCACAUCUCUUCAAUCAGGAUGGAUGUGUUCAAACCAGAAAUCAGACCAGAAGAUAUUCUGAAAAACCAGUUGUGUGGGUGUUGGGUUCAGUGUCCCUUCUGUGCAGCUAUUUGUACAAACACCAUAGAAGGACAUGAUGGGAAGCACAGUGUUCCUUUCCACAGACCUGAAGGAGUCACUGGGUGGAAGUGGUACAAGACCGACAAUCUAUCAGUAGAUAUCUGCACCAGUUCAGUAGUGAGUGAUGCUCAAAUAGUCUUACCAGAUGAAAAGUGUGUCCCUUACAGGAAGUAUUGGGAAGCUGGACCAAAAUAUGCUUGUUGGAGCAUCACACCUGACACUUCAGAACAGGCCUACUGGAAAUGGUUUGUGUGUCGGUUUCAGAGAGACCUGGAGAAGCACUACGGCAAAACUUUUAAAGGAAAGGGGGAGAUUCCUACAGCUUGGAGGAACAUCACUAAGCAGAAUGCCAUAGAAAGUUUAAAUAAUUAAUUCUCAUGUGUAAGGGCCAAAAACUAGAAUGCCAGAAAUACAUGGUCUUCAAUAUAAUUUAAAUUGCCAUUAUUAUAUUUCUUUCCUUUGUUUUUUUUUUCUCUUGAUAAUCAUUUCUGGAAAGCAACUGUUGUCUUAAAUAUUUAAUGCUGAACCAGCAGGAAAUGUAAACUUACACCUAAUACCCAAAAGAAUAUAAACAUCAUCUGAUGGUUUCAAGUAGUUUUGGGAAAUGAUGUCUGAUGGUUCUUAGGGAUUCCUACCAAGCAGCAAGUAUCUAUACAACAGAAUGUAGGAUGUCAAUUAAUUUGUGACCUUUAAUGUAAAGUGUUACCCGCUACUUACCGUGAAUUCAAAAGAUCUAUCAAACCUAUGAAUUCUUGCCAUGUCCAGUGAAAAAAAAGUUGGAAAUUUUGAAAGCACUGAGCCAAAGCCCCACAACUUGACUAAGUUCAGACCACUUAUUUUGUUAAGAAGAAAAUCUCUCCCCUUACCUUCUACAGGUCACUGGCAUGAAGGUUUGAAUAGACAGUCUCAAUGGCAGAAUGAAAUAAAAACUCCCAACAUCUCUCAUCUCUAAAAUUGAUCUCUGAAGUCAAUCUCUAAAAUUACAUCGUGUUUUGAAGUGUGGCAUCACCUCAUGGCCUUGAUACAUCAGCUCUAGUGCAGAUAAUUGUGUGCACAUCUCAACACCAUUCAUUUACAUUUGGAAAGCUAAUAAAAAGGGGGACUAAGGACUGCAAGCUAGUUUUAUCUCGCUUGGCCAAGAUGGAUUUGAUUUUCUGGGAUGAACCACAAGAGGGAAAGCAGAACAUCUCUGAGGAUUACCUGUAAAACUGAUUGUAUGAAUAAAAUGUGCAGCCACACUAUGUGAGUUUUUUCAUGAACAUUGUUUGUUCCAUAUAUUUACAUGAAUGACGGACCAUGCCCUAUAAAUAUAUUCAGCUUUAGAGACUUAAAACCAUCUGAUAAGAAGACAAAUACCUGGAUCCCAUGUGAGCCAAGAGGAUGUAGUCUGGUGCCUGGUGGUGAUUUAUAUACACGCCACCAUAUCUGUGCACAUUUGAUUCAAGUCUGAAGGACCUUAUUAGAUCCUACUGGUUACAGACUCUGAAAGUCAAAGACGUGAGGCUGCAUUUACAUGCGAGAGGCUACAAGACAACAUGCUACUGAGUGAUGUGCUAGUAACCUCUCCUCAAUAGCCUACACAUGCCUGUUCUACAUGGUGUAAUGUCACAUACAGGCCAGAAGAUGGAACAUUUAAGCUUCAUAAACUUAUAACUCCAUUAACUUUCCAUCAUAAGACACUUUAUACAUAGGAUGUCUACAUAAACAUUCUUGUCUUACAUAUACACAAUGUUUUAUUAAUGACAGUUCAGUACUGAAGAUGUAUUAAUGUUUUAUAUUAAUUUGAAGUACUAGUGAAACUCCCUACAUUUGACCAGGUAAACAAGAGCUUUUUAACAGUGUAAGUGAUGAAAACCUUGUUAACGUGACUGAAAUGCAUGUUAUGAGGAUCUCUUAAUUAAAGUAGUCCACUUCAAUUCAGCUGGUAUUUCAGAAUCUACAGGGAAUAGAUGAGUAUUAUGCGAUGAUAAAAUUCCUUUAAAGGGAAGAGAGUACCCGAUGAAGGACUAGCAACCUGUCCUGCCUUCCACCUGACGAAUGCUGGCAUAGGCUUUGGUGUAUUGUAUGAUGCUACAAACCCAGGGGGUGUAUGGUGUUUGUUUUGUGCUCUCUUGUAAUCACUUUUCCCCUAGGGUUGGUGUCUUGAGGGCUCUGAUUUUGUACAGCCGUAGUUACUUAUGGGCUGGUGAGACUUUGCAGAAGAGAGGGCUGUUCCAGUGGUCGCACAUGUGCCAUCAGCCUCCACCUGACCAGACCAAGCACCCAAAGCUUUGUUUGUGAACUCAUGUGUUAGCCUGUUGUAUGAGUUUGCCUAAAUACUUGUAAAGCUCUCUUUUUGUACGUUGUUUUUUUUUUUUUUUUGUAUUUUGCUUUCUCCUGGUUUGGGACAGGGAGCUAGCCUUAACAAUUUUGUUUUGUGUUAGCUGAGUUAUCUUUUUGGUUUCUAGUUUGUCUUUGGCAUUAUCUCACCCCCUGAACUUUUCUCUUCAUUAUGUUCACCUACACCUGACCAGUUUAAAGCUAGAUUUACCGGCAUUUAUAAGAUGGUGUUCUUGUCUAUGUAAUAGCUUUGGCCAAUUUGCAGUUAAUUUUGCACAUAAGAAGAAAGAGAUUAUGUCCUGUUUGCCUUUAAUUUACUGAUUAACCUUAGUAACUAUAUUUCUAUUGAUUUGCUGUGAUUAGCUCUAUAUUCACUUUGGUGCAAACGUCUAUAAUCUUGUCUGACUUUUAAUGCCAGAUGUGCUGUUACCAAGUAUGUGGUUUCAUCCUAAAACAGGGCUCUUAACUGGUAUCAGGUAUGCCCCAAACUGUUUGACCUUUUUCCUAAGAACAGUUUGAGGGUUCAUAGUUGUCUUACCAAAUGGCUGUAAUGGUCAUAAAUUACAGGUCAUGCAGAGCCAAAUCUGUUUUGACUAGUUUUAGCAGGUACAUGGAAUGUUUAACUCUCCACUUGCUUAAGCAUCGGAUAAUGGCAAAAGAGUCAGUAUAAAAAGGGUUUAACCCAGGAGAUCAGCAGUUAAGCGGAGUUAGUAGUGGUUAAGGGGCUUAUAUCACAGAGGUCACCUGCAGUAGCAGAGACUUCUUUAUCUGUUGAUUAUGAACAGAGAGAUGGCAGACUUUUGAACUGCUGAGAGCAGAGAGACAUGCUAGAGCCUUUUUGACUUUAAUUAGUUAAACUUUCUGAGCAUUAAACCAAUGAUUUUUGCAUGAUUUAUAAAUCUUUCUUAAGGAUUAUGAAAACUUUUUCUCUGAUGCAUUCUUUGAAUAAAUCUACUAUAGAUGUUUUUGGACUGUUUCCCGACUCUGGCUGCAUAUUCUAUGGUUCACAAUUCACUUUUAAACUAUACAAAGAAAAAGCAAGUAAUAGUGUUUCACUUCAGUUAAAUGUCAGAAAACAUUUAAACAAAUAAGGGCUAAAGAAACCUGCAAUGCACUUACCACAGAAAAGUACAGUUCCUUUUAAAGAAGAGAAUUGAAAGUAAGGUAAAAUCUUACUUAUGUAAUGCAAAAGUUACAGUAUUGUAAAAUUCAUGAGCAAUGCAGCAGUUAAAGCACAUUACGGAGUAAUACCUGUGAACCACGGGCUUGCUAGACAUUUGACAAAAUAUCAAAUAUGAUGCUAUAUAAACAAUAAUAAUAUAAACAGUAUAAACAUUUUAUUAAAGCAUCUUUAAAGGCUCUAGAUAUUAUAAAACCCUAAAUGACUCUGAAGGACAUGGUCACUAAAGCUAAGCUUAAAACACAUUUUUAUCAAUUAGCAUUCAGCAAUCGUUGAUCUGUGGACUGAUCUGUUGUCUGUACACUGUUGUGUGAAUGUGUUAGUGGUUUUCGGAAGGUGGGAAUCCUUUUUGUUUUCUUGUAAAGCACUUUGGUUUUAAAUGUGCUAAAUAAAUAACAUUUAUUUACUUACACUCUACACUCAAUUCAAAGCUCUAGACUGACACAGACAUUUUUUUAUAUAUUGUUAAUGUAAUAGUAAUAUUAAUAUAUUAGUAAUUUAUGUAUUAUUGUGUUUCUUAUUUCUUCUCUUAAGGCCAAACAAUAUUGUUACUCUCAAGAGCGGUUGGGAGGGAAAUGAUUAAUUGUAGAGAAACUCACAGACUCUUUACAGUGGUGGUGAUAGGAACCAGGGGUCACCAUGACUACAAUACAAAUUUAGCCACUUUAUUUACUACACAAAACCACCAGUGAACCACCAUGUGUCUUCUGAGUAUUAGGAGUAAUACUGAUGGUAAAAAAGAGGAAUGUCUAUGGAAAAAAAGUAAAAAGUUUUCUUUGGGCACAUCUUUGUAAUGCCUUGCAUGUAUCCCUCCACCAUGCAUGUAAUUGAAGAAAUGAUUGUGUAGUUUGUGUAAGUAAUUGUAGCAAUGAACUGCUGUUUCUAAAAAAUAUGCCAAUAUCCUACCGACCUCAGUGCUGUUUGAGAAUAAAACAUUAUAAUGUUG